This is a messenger RNA of Balearica regulorum gibbericeps (East African grey crowned-crane), 1594 nucleotides long. NCBI's taxonomy places the organism in Eukaryota, Metazoa, Chordata, Aves, Gruiformes, Gruidae. The record is from RefSeq and is a predicted model, not a curated record.
AUGGCGUUCUUUCUGGAGGAGGUGAUGACUUGCACCAAGCGUCUCCUGGAGGUGAUAUCUGGCUGGCUGCCUCGCCACUUUUUCGGUGCAAUCCUGGUUUCUCUCCCAGCUCUUGCAGUUUUUUCACACUUCACCUCUGAUUUUGAAACAAAUAUACAUUACACCAUGUUUAUGUGUUGCGCGAUUCUGAUCACCAUUGUGCAGUACUGUAACUUCUGCCAGCUUAGCUCCUGGAUGAGAUCUCUGUUGGCAACCGUAGUAGGAGCAGUGCUUCUCAUUCUGCUCUACGUCUCCUUGUGUCCAGACAGCUCUGUGGAAACUUUUCAUCUAGAUUUGGCACAGAACUUUAGCUCCAGAAGAAGUCCGUGCAACAGUUCGGUGCCAAAUGAUAUGAAGAGGCCAGCAGACCUAAUCGGUCAGGAAGUGAUUUUGGUUUCCUUCCUUCUACUCCUCCUGGUCUGGUUUCUGAAUCGAGAGUUUGAGGUCAGUUACCGCCUCCACUACCAUGGAGACGUGGAGGCCGAUCUUCACCGCACCAAAAUUCAGAGCAUGAGGGAUCAAGCUGACUGGUUGCUGCGGAAUAUUAUUCCCUACCACGUGGCCGAGCAGUUGAAGGUUUCCCAGAGCUAUUCCAAAAACCACGACAGCGGCGGAGUGAUCUUUGCAAGUAUUGUGAACUUCAGCGAGUUCUAUGAAGAGAACUACGAAGGAGGCAAAGAGUGCUACCGAGUCCUGAAUGAAUUGAUUGGGGAUUUUGAUGAGCUGCUGAGCAAACCGCAUUACAGCAGCAUUGAGAAAAUCAAAACAAUUGGGGCAACCUACAUGGCCGCUUCAGGACUGAACACCUCGCAGUGUCAGGACAACAACCAUCCCCACGGACAUUUGCAGACCCUUUUUGAAUUUGCCAAAGAAAUGAUGCGAGUGGUGGAUGACUUCAACAACAACAUGCUGUGGUUUAAUUUUAAACUUAGGAUUGGCUUUAACCACGGCCCCCUCACCGCUGGGGUCAUCGGCACCACCAAGUUGUUGUACGACAUUUGGGGUGACACUGUGAACAUUGCUAGCAGAAUGGACACCACUGGCGUCGAGUGUCGUAUACAGGUGAGUGAGGAGAGCUACCGCAUCCUAAACAAGAUGGGGUAUGACUUUGACUAUAGGGGGACGGUCAAUGUGAAGGGGAAAGGUCAGAUGAAGACCUACCUUUACCCAAAAUGCAUGGACAAUGGGAUCGUGCCACAUCACCAGUUGUCCAUAUCUCCAGACAUUCGGGUUCAAGUGGAUGGCAGCAUUGGGCGAUCUCCGACGGACGAGAUCGCCAACCUGGUGCCUUCUGUACAGAAUUCUGAUAAGAUAGCCCACGGCACAGAUAACUCGGAAACCAAGGACAUCCUUCCUUCCACCAAGAAGCUCCAGAAAGACGUGGUGAGGGCAGAGGAGAGGUGCAGGUUUGGCAAAGCCGCGGAGAAGACUGACUGUGAGGAAGCGGGAACUGAGGAGGUCAAUGAACUGACAAAGCUAAAUAUCUCUAAGAGUGUAUGAUGCACUGUCGGAGUUGCAUGAAGUGCUCUGUCAAUAGAAACACAGACAUUUGCAA